CCACAUACACCUUGCCCUCUUUGUUCCACCAUUGCACUUCCUCUUCUUCUUCUCGUUGUAUAAACCCAAUUUUGGUGUCUGUACACCCGGAACGAGAAAUCGAAGAUGUUGUCGGCCGUGUUGUGCGUGGUGGCAGCACUGCUUGUCAUCUGUGUCACUCACUGGAUCUACAAAUGGAGGAACCCAAAGUGCAAAAAUGGAGUCCUCCCUCCUGGUUCCAUGGGCCUUCCUUUCAUUGGGGAGACCCUUUCUUUGAUCAUUCCCAGCAACUCGCUUGCUCUUCACCCCUUCAUCAAAAAGAGAAUUGCAAGAUAUGGGCCAGUUUUUCGAACAAAUGUGGCAGGUCGCUCUCUCAUUGUAACGACAGACCCUGAAUUCAACUAUUUCAUUAUGCAACGAGAUGGGAAGUUAGUGGAAUCGUGGUACUUGGAUGCAUUUGCUAAAGUUUUUGCACAAUCUGGAGAGAUUAAACCAGAUACUGCUCACAUCCAUAAAUAUGUGAGAAAUACCGCUUUGCGUUGGUUCGGCAUGGAGAGCCUCAAAGAUAGGUUGCUUCCUCAGAUUGAAGUAUUGGCUAAGAAAACUCUUGUCAAGUGGGCAAGCAAGGAAUCGAUUGAUGUGAAAAGCGAGGCUGCAACAGUGAGUAUAGAUUUUGGUGCACAACAAUUGUUUAGCUAUAAUCCCGAAAAAUCGCCAGAGCAAAUAAGCGAAUUGUUUAAGGACUUGAUACAAGGACUCAUGUCCUUUCCUUUGAACAUCCCUGGAACUAUGUACCACAAGUGCAUAAAGAAUCAUAAGAAAGUACUGGAUAUGAUGAGGGUCGAAUUAAAAGAGAGACGUAUGUCACCUGAUUCUCAUCGUGGAGACCUGCUCGAUCACAUCAUGAAAGAAGCGGAUAAUGAGAAGUUCCUGACAGAAGAAUUCAUAGUUCAACUAAUGUACAGUCUUAUCUUCGUCUUUUCUGAUUCCCUAUCAACAACAUUGGCAUUGGCAGUCACAUUACUUCACGAGCAUCCUUUGGCAUUACAGGAAUUAAUUGCUGAGCAUGAAGCUAUCCUCAAAAACAAAGAGAACCCCGAUUCCCCACUCACAUGGAGCGACUAUAAAUCAAUGACUUUCACACUUCAGGUAAUCAAUGAAACUCUUAGGUUGGCAAACAUUUCUCCGGGACUAUUUCGCAAAGCAACUGAAGAUAUCCAAUUCAAAGGAUAUACAAUUCCUGCCGGGUGGCCAAUAUUAAUUGCUGCUCCUGCUGUGCACUUGAACUCCACCAAAUAUGAGGAUCCACUAACAUUCAACCCAUGGCGCUGGAAGGAGCUGCAAUCAACUUUUAUAACCAAAAGUUUCAUGCCGUUUGGGUUCGGUUUGAAGCAAUGCGCAGGAGCAGAAUAUUCUAGGGUGUUAUUGUCAACUUUCCUUCACACCUUGGUCAGCAAAUACAGAUGGACAAAAGUGAAGGAUGUCAAAUUUGUGCGAGCCCCUAUUUUAAAGUUUCCCAAUGGCUUUCAAUUCAAAAUCUCUGCAAAGAACAACUAAAGAGCUCGCUAUAUUUGGUGGUUGAAAAUAUUUCGAAGUAAAAGUAAUAUUGUAUGAAAGAAAGAUAUUGAGAGCAUUUUCUUCAUGUAAUUUUAAGACGGUAAUGGUGUUUUUAUACAUCUUGUAAUCUCUAUUAAAAUAAUGUGAAAAUUUAUAUAGAACUAAACGUAGCCUUGCCAUAGGCAAUAUGACGUAUUGUAAUGUAUUUUGAGCUAUUUUAUAAACAUAUUAUUUGGCACUCAAAAAAGAU
Ilex paraguariensis (yerba mate) is the source of this 1786-nucleotide messenger RNA. NCBI's taxonomy places the organism in Eukaryota, Viridiplantae, Streptophyta, Magnoliopsida, Aquifoliales, Aquifoliaceae. The record is from the annotation of a GenBank genome assembly.